This is a messenger RNA of Spinacia oleracea (spinach), 2110 nucleotides long. Its product is annotated as sugar transporter ERD6-like 6. The transcript has 18 exons. Lineage: Eukaryota; Viridiplantae; Streptophyta; Magnoliopsida; Caryophyllales; Amaranthaceae. The record is from RefSeq and is a predicted model, not a curated record. Gene Ontology annotation, molecular function: sugar transmembrane transporter activity. Gene Ontology annotation, cellular component: membrane. The coding region runs from base 253 to 1719 and encodes 488 amino acids. Gene Ontology annotation, biological process: carbohydrate transport; transmembrane transport.
UCAAUUAAGAUAAUACUCGUACUAACUAAGAAGUGCUCACCCUCAUUGUCGUAGACCAAACCAAAAUUCAUAUAAUAAAACAAAACAUUUACAGCUGCAAAUUAUAAUUAGCUGAUUUCGUCAGACCACGAAACCGUCUGGUCGGGAAACGACACCUCCGCAUCCACCACCUGCAGACACCGUUUCAUUGUUUUCGCGGCGUUUGCUGCGGCGCCCCAUUUCCACCACCAUCGUAAACAACACACAGAAAUUAUGAGUUCGGAUUCAGAAACAGGUUUAGGAGGAGGAAAUGAUCUUAGGAAACCUUUUCUUCAUACAGGAAGUUGGUAUCGAAUGGGUUCGAGGCAAUCCAGUUUAAUGGGUUCUUCUCAAGUCAUUCGAGAAAGUUCUAUUUCUGUUCUUGCUUGUGUUCUAAUCGUCGCCCUUGGUCCUAUUCAAUUUGGUUUUACUUGUGGUUAUUCAUCUCCAACUCAAUCUGCAAUUACUGAAGAACUUGGUCUUUCUGUUGCCGAGUACUCCUGGUUUGGUUCUUUAUCCAACGUGGGAGCUAUGGUUGGUGCGAUUGCAAGUGGUCAAAUUUCCGAGUAUAUUGGAAGAAAAGGGUCUUUGAUGAUUGCCGCUGUUCCCAACAUAAUUGGAUGGCUUGCUAUAUCAUUUGCCAAAGAUUCUUCAUUUUUGUAUAUGGGAAGGAUGUUGGCAGGCUUUGGCGUGGGAAUAAUUUCAUACACGGUUCCUGUGUACAUUGCUGAAAUAGCACCCCAGACUAUGAGAGGAGCAUUGGGUUCAGUAAAUCAGCUAUCUGUUACAAUAGGCAUAAUGCUGGCUUAUUUGCUGGGGCUGUUUGUUCCGUGGAGAAUACUUGCCGUUUUAGGAAUAUUGCCAUGCACAAUAUUGAUACCUGGUUUAUUCUUCAUACCAGAAUCUCCUAGGUGGUUGGCCAAAAUGGGCUUGAUGGAAGAUUUUGAGGUUUCCUUGCAAGUUCUUCGUGGUUUUGACACUGAUAUAUCUAUCGAGGUUAAUGAAAUCAAGAGAUCUGUUGCUUCAAGUAGUAAAAGAACCACCAUAAGGUUUGCAGAACUACGACAAAGAAGAUAUUGGUUUCCUUUGAUGGUAGGCAAUGGAUUACUUAUCUUGCAACAACUAAGUGGAAUCAAUGGUGUUCUUUUCUAUUCCAGUACCAUCUUCAAAGAGGCUGGGGUUUCAUCCAGCAAUGCAGCAACAGUCGGCCUUGGGGCUGUUCAGGUUGUUGCAACUAUGGUAACUACCUGGCUGGUGGAUAAAUCAGGACGCAGGUUUCUUCUAAUUGUCUCUUCUGCUGGGAUGACCUUUAGCCUUUUGGUGGUUGCAGCGUCCUUUUUCUUAAAGGAUAUUGUAUCAGAUGAAUCUGCAUGGUACAGUGCAUUCUCCAUCCUUUCGGUUGUUGGAGUCGUGGCAAUGGUGGUUUGUUUCUCAUUAGGAAUUGGUGCCAUUCCAUGGAUUAUAAUGUCAGAGAUUCUUCCAAUUAACAUCAAGGGGCUAGCCGGAAGUAUCGCUACACUUGCCAACUGGUUCGUCGCAUGGGUUGUCACAAUGACUGCAAAUAUAAUGUUGUCUUGGAACAGUGGAGGUACCUUUUCUAUUUACAUGGUGGUUUGUGCUUUUACUGUGGCGUUCGUGUACCUUUGGGUCCCUGAGACAAAGGGAAGAACAUUGGAGGAGAUACAAUGGUCCUUCAGAUGAUAGACCUGAACGUCCGUCAUGCAGUAGGCUUGAUUCAGUCCCAUUUGCAACUUGGUUGGUGGAUCCAGUAAUGCCUGGUAGAUACUUUAAAGGCACAUCAACACAUGUCUACCUUUUAUCAUUCACUCAAAAUCAAAGUAACUUAUGGAGGAGUUGUGUAUUGCGAGCUGCCCUGCCCUGCCAUUUUGUUUUUUAUUUUUUUUAGUUUUCUUUUCUCUUUGUCUUUCCCUUUCCCUUCUUCUUGCUACCUGAAAAUGUUAAUGUUAAUAUUCGUUGUUUAUCUUGAGUACAACAGCUGUAUCAUUCUAGCAGUAAACCAGUUUUUUGUUUAUUUUUUUAAAAAAAAUCCAAGUGAUGUUUUAUUAGCUGAAUUGAGAGCGAUUUCCUUCAA